AUGGCCCAGACGCAGCCCACAUUCAACGAUGUUUUCGAGGACGGCGAUGUCGAGGAGGUCCAGAAGGACCCCCAGACCAUCCACCACAUUCGUGCCAACUCGAGCAUCAUGCACCUGAAGAAGAUUUUGGUUGCCAACCGUGGUGAAAUUCCCAUUCGUGCCCACGAGCUGUCAUUGCACACCAUCGCUGUCUUCAGUUAUGAGGACCGUCUCUCCAUGCACAGACAAAAGGCCGACGAGGCAUACGUCAUUGGCAAGCGCGGUCAAUACACCCCGGUCGGUGCUUAUCUCGCUGGAGAUGAGAUCAUCAAGAUUGCCGUCGAGCAUGGCGCGCAGAUGAUUCACCCAGGAUACGGCUUCCUGUCAGAAAACGCCGAGUUUGCGCGCAACGUUGAGAAGGCCGGCCUCAUUUUCGUCGGACCUACGGCCGAUGUCAUUGACUCGCUAGGCGACAAGGUCUCCGCCCGAAAGCUCGCUAUCGCUGCCGAUGUCCCCGUCGUCCCCGGUACCGAAGGCGCCGUUGCCACCUUUGAGGAGGUCAAGAGCUUCACCGAUCAAUAUGGUUUCCCCAUCAUCAUCAAGGCCGCCUACGGUGGUGGUGGUCGCGGCAUGCGUGUCGUGCGCGAGCAGGAGAGCUUGAAGGAGUCUUUCGAGAGAGCCACCUCCGAGGCCAAGUCUGCCUUCGGCAACGGCACCGUCUUCGUCGAGAGAUUCCUCGACAAGCCCAAGCACAUUGAGGUCCAGCUCCUCGGUGACAACCACGGCAACAUUGUCCACCUUUACGAGCGUGACUGUUCCGUCCAGCGUCGCCACCAGAAGGUCGUCGAGAUUGCUCCGGCGAAGGACCUCCCCACCGAGACUCGCGAUGCUAUUCUCAACGACGCCGUCAAGCUGGCCAAGUCGGUCAACUACCGCAACGCCGGUACCGCCGAGUUCCUGGUCGACCAGCAGAACAGGUACUACUUCAUCGAGAUCAACCCCCGUAUCCAGGUCGAGCACACCAUCACUGAGGAGAUCACGGGUAUCGAUAUCGUGGCCGCCCAGAUCCAGAUCGCCGCUGGCGCCACUCUGCAGCAGCUCGGUCUGACACAGGACCGCAUCUCCACGAGAGGUUUCGCCAUCCAGUGCAGAAUCACCACUGAGGACCCCGCCAAGGGCUUCUCCCCUGACACUGGAAAGAUUGAGGUCUACCGCUCUGCCGGUGGUAACGGUGUCCGUCUCGACGGUGGUAACGGUUUCGCCGGUGCCGUCAUUACCCCCUACUACGACUCCAUGUUGGUCAAGUGCACUUGCCACGGCUCAACAUACGAGAUUGCCCGCAGAAAGAUUCUCCGUGCCCUUGUCGAGUUCCGUAUCCGCGGUGUCAAGACCAACAUUCCUUUCCUUGCGUCUCUGCUGACGCACCCCACCUUCAUCGAUGGCAACUGCUGGACGACCUUCAUCGACGACACUCCUCAGCUGUUCGACCUCAUUGGCAGCCAGAACCGUGCGCAAAAGCUUCUCGCGUACCUUGGUGACGUUGCCGUCAACGGCAGCAGCAUCAAGGGCCAGAUUGGCGAGCCCAAGUUCAAGGGCGACAUCAUCCUGCCCGAGCUUCUCAAGGAGGACGGCACCAAGCUCGAUGUUUCCCAGCCCUGCAAGAAGGGAUGGAGACAAAUCAUCGUCGACCAGGGCCCCAAGGCGUUCGCAAAGGCCGUUCGCGCCAACAAGGGCUGCCUUCUGAUGGAUACCACAUGGCGUGAUGCCCACCAGUCGCUUCUGGCCACGCGUGUUCGUACCGUUGAUCUCCUGAACAUCUCCAAGGAGACCAGCCACGCCCUGUCCAACCUGUACGCUCUGGAGUGCUGGGGAGGUGCCACCUUUGAUGUCGCCUACCGCUUCCUGUACGAGGACCCCUGGGACCGUCUGCGCCGCAUGAGGAAGGCAGUCCCCAACAUCCCCUUCCAGAUGCUCCUGCGUGGAGCUAACGGUGUGGCCUAUGCGUCCCUUCCCGACAACGCCAUCGACCACUUCGUCGAGCAGGCCAAGAAGAACGGUGUCGAUAUCUUCCGUGUUUUCGAUGCCCUGAACGACAUCGACCAGCUCGAGGUCGGUAUCAAAGCCGUUCACAAGGCUGGAGGUGUUGUCGAAGGAACAGUGUGUAUUUCGGGUGAUUUACUUUAUCCCAGUCGUUCAAACGUUCAACGUCCCGCAUCCACGCCUACACUUUCAUCUCCGCCUCCAUACGCCAUGGCUUUCCAGGCCGGCACCCUGGAAGAGUUCAUCCUUUGGGUGUGCUGGGUCAUGCUGUGCCUGUCUCCAAAGUGGGCUGUCAACCCCGUCUUUCACAAGAUCUUUGCUGCCAAAGAGGAGAUGGCCGCGUGCUUGGAGCAAAGUCCUAUGUACUUUGCCUCUGGUCUGUGGGACGUGGUCCGGUCCGAGACGCCUCCUGCUAUCGAUUUCUUCAAGAGCCUCCCAACACAGUACGUCAAACGAUGGGCGAUCUACGUCCUCGUUCUUGAGAAGGCCGGUUCUAUUCCCAAGAUCUACAUUGGUGCAGGAACCGAGAAGCGGAGCGGUGUUGCCACGAGGAUGGGGCAGUACCGUCGAGGAGAGAACUAUGCUGCGAACGUCCGAAAGGCCCUCAAUGACGGAUAUCACAUUGUUCACAUGGGUCUUCUGUGUUGGAUGCCUCUACCUCCAGCCUCUGCACGAAUCAGAUGUCGCUGCCUGUUCCUUAUCCUAGAGGCUGCCUUUACCCUUUGGUUCUGGGCCAUGGCAUCAAACACGGCAAACUACGGAAUGCCGGUGUCUCUACGUCCUUGGGAUCCGGAGACUCUCGAGUACAAGGGAUGUUACGGGCAUUUCUCACUGAGGGAGGGCGCCAUCGAGUUGAACGAUGACCUAUCGUCCGCCGAAAUCAACGUUAUCGAAGCAGAGCGACGUCUGAAGAACUCUCGGAGAGACGCCAAGGUUCGCGGCCCUGUGCGCACCGCCCGAGCCGCCAAGAAUCAGCGGCAAAGGAACUUGGCAGCUAGAAAAUGGUUCUGUCACGCAUGCAACGUCAAUUUUGGUGCCAGAAACCAACUGCGUCACCAUCAGACGCUCCAGAAGCACACCGACAACGUUGCCGGCAUCACGAAGCUGGUAAAAAACCCUCGUGCGAAGGCUCGCAACCAGGAGAACUUCGACUCGAAGCGGUAUUAUUGUUCCAUUUGCGAUUACACCGCCAAGACGCAGCAAAAGUUGAACUGCCACCUUGAGACCAAGAAGCACGAACGGAACAAUCCGAAAAAAAAAUACAAUCUCGAAUACUACCUCAGCUUGGUCGAUAAGCUGGUCGCCCUCGACAUUCAUGUCCUCGGCCUCAAGGACAUGGCCGGUGUCCUCAAGCCGCACGCAGGCACUUUGUUGGUUGGCGCUAUCCGCAAGAAGUACCCCGACCUUCCCAUCCACGUCCACACCCACGACUCUGCCGGUACGGGUGUUGCCUCAAUGGUCGCUUGCGCCCAGGCCGGUGCCGAUGCUGUCGACGCUGCCACCGACAGUCUGUCCGGUAUGACUUCUCAGCCCAGCAUCAACGCCAUCAUCGCUUCCCUCGAGGGCAGUGAUCUCGACCCUGGCCUGAACCCCGGCCAUGUCCGCGCUCUGGACACCUACUGGCAGCAGUUGCGUCUGCUCUACUCGCCCUUUGAGGCUCAUCUCGCUGGCCCUGACCCCGAGGUGUAUGAGCACGAGAUCCCCGGUGGUCAGCUCACCAACAUGAUGUUCCAAGCAUCUCAAUUGGGUCUCGGAACGCAGUGGGCUGAGACCAAGAAGGCGUAUGAGCACGCCAACGAUCUCCUCGGCGAUAUCGUCAAGGUCACACCCACCUCCAAGGUCGUUGGUGACCUGGCACAGUUCAUGGUCUCCAACAAGCUCUCCGCUGAGGAUGUCAAGGCCCGUGCCUCCGAGCUCGACUUCCCCGGCUCCGUCCUGGAGUUCCUUGAGGGUAUGAUGGGCCAGCCGUACGGUGGUUUCCCCGAGCCCCUCCGCUCCGACGCCCUCCGUGGCCGCAGGAAGUUGGACAAGCGCCCUGGUCUGUUCCUUGAGCCCGUUGACUUGGCUAAGGUCAAGCGUGACCUCCACAAGAAGUUCGGCGGUCCCGUCACCGAGUGCGACAUCGCCGCGUACGUCAUGUACCCCAAGGUCUUCGAGGACUACAAGAAGUUCAUCCAGAAGUACGGUGACCUCUCCGUCCUGCCCACCAAGUACUUCCUGUCUCGUCCCGAGAUUGGUGAGGAGUUCCACGUCGAGCUCGAGAAGGGCAAGGUCCUUAUUCUCAAGCUCCUUGCUAUUGGCCCUCUGAGCGAAAACACUGGCCAGCGCGAGGUGUUCUACGAGAUGAACGGGGAAGUCAGACAAGUCACCGUCGACGACAACAAGGCCUCGGUUGAGAAUGUCAGCCGUCCCAAGGCCGACCCCUCCGACUCUAGCCAGGUCGGCGCUCCCAUGGCUGGUGUCUUGGUUGAGCUCCGUGUCAAGGACGGAUCUGAUGUCAAGAAGGGUGACCCUAUUGCUGUUCUCAGCGCCAUGAAGAUGGAAAUGGUCAUCUCUGCUCCUCACAACGGCAAGGUCUCCACCCUCCAGGUCAAGGAGGGCGACUCAGUCGACGGUUCGGACUUGGUUUGCAGGAUUGUCAAGGCUUAA
This is a messenger RNA of Colletotrichum gloeosporioides, 4668 nucleotides long. RefSeq names its product Pyruvate carboxylase. NCBI's taxonomy places the organism in Eukaryota, Fungi, Ascomycota, Sordariomycetes, Glomerellales, Glomerellaceae. The coding region runs from base 1 to 4668 and encodes 1555 amino acids. Gene Ontology annotation, biological process: gluconeogenesis; pyruvate metabolic process. The record is from RefSeq and is a predicted model, not a curated record. Gene Ontology annotation, molecular function: zinc ion binding; nucleic acid binding; pyruvate carboxylase activity. The transcript is spliced from 11 exons. Gene Ontology annotation, cellular component: cytoplasm.